Messenger RNA from Callorhinchus milii (elephant shark), 1739 nucleotides. RefSeq names its product transducin beta like 2 (gene tbl2). Bases 55 to 1401 code for a protein of 448 amino acids. Gene Ontology annotation, cellular component: endoplasmic reticulum. The transcript has 7 exons. Gene Ontology annotation, biological process: endoplasmic reticulum unfolded protein response. Lineage: Eukaryota; Metazoa; Chordata; Chondrichthyes; Chimaeriformes; Callorhinchidae. The record is from RefSeq and is a predicted model, not a curated record. Gene Ontology annotation, molecular function: protein binding.
CGCUGACGCGGCGCUGGAGCGGCGCUGGACGUGCUGACGUGGCGCUGUGCUGGCAUGGCGCUGGUGGCGGGUCUGUCGUUGCCGGUGGCGGUGCUGGUGGCUGUGUCGCUGCUGCUCGGGGCGCUCAUUCUCCUCAUCUCAGCGGCGCUGGCGGGGCCCCGGCCUGAGGCUGAGGGGAGCGGGGUCGACCAUGAGGAGAGCAGUAUCGUGGGGAAUGGAGUGGCAGAGAAGCAAACCACGUCAAAGAAGCAGAAGAUGCAACGCUUCCGCAAAGAGAGGCUGCAGCAGCACGUGUUCAGCCACCCUGUGCUGGCAGCCGCCCUCAAGGGUCACAGUGGGAAUAUAAGCUGCCUGGAUUUCAGCAGCAAUGGCAAGUACCUGGCGUCCUGCUCUGACGACCGCACAGUGCGUGUCUGGAGCACCAAAGACUUCCUGGAGCGGGAGCAUCGCUGCAUGAGAGCCAACGUGGAGCUGGACCACGCCACGCACGUGCGCUUCAGCCCCGACUCCAGAGCCUUCAUCACUUGGCUGGCAAAUGAAGAAACCGUCCGGGUUUUCAAAAUGACCAAGAAGGACGAUGGCUCGCUCACAUUCAGUGCCUCUGUGGACGAUUUCCCCAAGAAACACCGCUUUCCCGUCAUCAAUAUCAGCAUUGCAGAGACUGGAAAGUUCAUUAUGUCUGCAGCUAGUGACACAACCAUCCUGAUCUGGGAUCUGAAGGGAGAGGUGAUGGCCACAAUUAACACUAAUCAGAUGAACAAUGCAUUUGCCACUGUGUCUCCCUGUGGAAGGUUUGUAGCCUCUUGCGGUUUCACACCAGACGUGAAGGUUUGGGAAGUAUGUUUCACCAAAUCGGGUGAGUUCCAGGAAGUACUCAGGGCUUUCGACCUAAAGGGGCAUUCUGCUGGCGUUUAUUCAUUUGCUUUCUCCAAUGAUUCCAGAAGGAUGGCAACAGUUUCCAAAGAUGGGACGUGGAAACUGUGGGACACGGAUGUGGAGUACAAGAAGCAGCAGGAUCCAUAUCUGCUACUGACCAUAAAGUGUGAUGUAGCGGAUCCGUGUCACAUUGCCCUGUCGCCCGAUGCAAGGGUUGUGGCUAUCUCCAGUGGUUUCAGCAUCAGUGUUUAUAACGCCAAGACUGGUGAGAAGGAGGAGGAGUUUUUAAAUGUGCACGGAGAGGAAAUUGCGGACUUGGCCUUUGAUGUAAACAGUAGAUUUUUAGUGUCGAGCGGAGACCGAGCAAUUCGUGUCUUUCACAAUGUGGUCGGCUAUCGUGCGGUCAUCACAGAGAUGGAGGCCAUGCUCAAGAAACCAACAAGCGAAGCCAUGCGGGAGAGACUGCAGCAACAGAUAAGCAAUGCUCAAAGCGCACUAGACUCAGUGUGUACCAAAAAACAGUAAGGCCUCAAACAGUGUAACCAGUGUGUGUGUGCGUGCGUGGUGUGUGUGUGCACAGUGUAGCCUCACUGUGUAUGUGUGUGUGUGCGUGUGUGUGUGUGUGGGGAGGGGGGGUGGGCAGUGUAACCUCACUGUGUAUGUGUGUGCGCGCGUGUGCGGGGGUGGGUCAGGUGGUUUCACUGCUUUUAACUGUUUAGCAUCGGAAGCGGUGCUGUCCCAUGUUCUCGGGAUUGAAGUGUUGAUUGCUCCACACAUUGAUAACAAAGGCUGAUUUCUGCAGCUGUUGCUGUAGCUGAAAUUUUGGAGCUUGGAAAAGAAAAUACAGAUUUCCAGAAUCUUCA